AUGACUUGGUCAGUGAGAAGCAGCAUAAACGACAGCAGUUUCAGUCCUUCAAACGGAACUAACGGAAGGACGCGUAUAAUUAGAGUGAUUCAAGAAUUUCGGACCACGUUAGGUUCUAAAAUUGAGAAGGUAAAGAAAAAUCUUCCAAUGAAGCUUCUUUUCUUCUUGGUUGGAUUUUAUUGUGCAACUGCCUUUUCCACUGUUAUUGGACAAACUGGUGAUUGGGAUAUUCUAUCUGCUGCCUUAGCUGUUGUUGUUGCGGAAGGCAUUGGUGCUCUCAUGUACAGUGCUUCUCUUCCUUUAUUUACCAAAAGCCUAAUAUCGGUGUUUAAUUAUUGGAAAGCUGGCCUUACAUUGGGACUUUUCUUGGAUUCAUUCAAAUAUUAA
This is a messenger RNA of Medicago truncatula (barrel medic), 387 nucleotides long. Its product is annotated as ycf20-like protein. The transcript has a single exon. NCBI's taxonomy places the organism in Eukaryota, Viridiplantae, Streptophyta, Magnoliopsida, Fabales, Fabaceae. The record is from RefSeq and is a predicted model, not a curated record. The coding region runs from base 1 to 387 and encodes 128 amino acids.